GGCUCGGCGCCCAGCCCGCCUCCUGCGGGUGCCGGCUCCGUCGAGCUUAGGAGAUGCUGCGGCCGCCGCCGUGUCGGUGGUGCACGACGCUCCAGAGUCCGCCCGCUCCGCCGCCGCCUCGUGCCCCCCGAGCCGAGCCAUGCUGCGGGGAGCCGCGCUGCGAGCCUGGCUGCUGGCGGCGCUCCUGGCGGGGUCCCGGGCCGCGAGCGGACGCCUGCUGAGCGGGCAACGGGUCUGCCGGGGAGGAACCCAGAGGCCUUGUUAUAAAGUCGUCUACUUCCAUGAUGCUUCUAGAAGAAUGAACUUUGAGGAAGCCAGAGAUGCCUGCAGGAGGGAUGGAGGCCAGCUAGUCAGCAUGGAGUCUGAAGAUGAACAGCGACUGAUAGAAAAGUUCAUUGAAAACCUCUUGGCAUCUGAUGGUGAUUUCUGGAUUGGGCUCAGAAGACAUGAGGAGAAACAAAACAAUAGCACAGCCUGUCAGGAUCUUUAUGCUUGGACUGAUGGCAGUACAUCAGCAUUCAGGAACUGGUAUGUGGAUGAGCCUUCCUGCGGCAGCGAGGUCUGCGUGGUCAUGUACCAUCAGCCAUCGGCACCCGCUGGCAUCGGGGGCCCCUACAUGUUCCAGUGGAAUGACGACCACUGCAACAUGAAGAACAAUUUCAUUUGCAAAUAUUCUGAUGAGAAACCAACAGCUCCUUCUACAAGGCCUGUAGGAAUAGAGCCAGCAACACCUACAUUUUCAGAAGACAUACAGAAAGAAGAGGACAAAGAAACAUUUCAAGAAAAUAAAGAUGUUGCCUUGAAUCUUGCCUACGUCCUAAUUCCCAGUAUCCCUCUUUUCCUCCUGCUUGUGGUCACCAUAUUUGUAUGUUGGAUAUGGAUCUGUAGAAGGAGGAGAAGGGAGGAGUCAGGCACCAACACGAAGGAGCCGCAUACCAUCUGGCCGUCCCCGCACUCCGAGAACAGCCCUGACCUAGAGGUUUACAGUGUCAUACGAAAACAAAGCGAAGCGGAUUUAGCUGAGACCCGGCCAGACCUGAAGAACAUUUCAUUCCGAGUGUGCUCAGGAGAAGCCACACCGGACGACGUGUCUUGUGACUAUGACAACAUGGCUGUGAACCCAUCGGAGAGUGGAUUCGUGACUCUGGCAAGCACGGAGAGUGGCUUUGUGACCAAUGACAUUUAUGAGUUCUCCCCAGAACGAAUAGGGAGGAGCAGGGAGUCCGGGUGGGUGGAAAAUGAAAUCUAUGGUUAUUAGGGCACAGAGAAGGAAGCUUGAACUGAUAAGAAAGGGAAAGAAAAGAGAAUUAAAAGUCUCCUAUUUUUCAGAAGGUAAAUACUCAGCGAGGGUAUGGAAAUAUCGGGAGCAGACUCGGGGGUGGGGUAAGCUUGAUCCUCGUUAGCCCCUCUUGGAUCCCCAAGUUUGGACUAUCUCCCUUAUUCCAGACACAUCCAACUUGACCUUAUGAGAAAGUGCGGUGCCCAGAGUGAAAAACAGAUGUCAGAUUAUUGGUGAUUUCUGUCUUUCCAGGGA
Molecule: messenger RNA, 1534 nt
Organism: Sorex araneus (European shrew)
Lineage: Eukaryota; Metazoa; Chordata; Mammalia; Eulipotyphla; Soricidae
Gene: LAYN
Product: layilin
Exons: 7
Coding region: 140-1258 (372 amino acids)
Molecular function (GO): hyaluronic acid binding
Source: RefSeq, a predicted model, not a curated record